UUAAAUGUGGCUCUCCUGCCUGGGCAUUUAAAUAGACCAGGGCCGGAGUGUGAUCGGCACCUUCUCCGCACAGGCCGCCGGAACAACUCAACCCACCGCCAAGAUGGAACGCACAAUGAUUGCUGUGAAAAGUGAUGGAGUUCAGAGGGGGCUGAUCGGAGAGAUUAUUAAAAGAUUUGAACACAAAGGAUUCAAGCUCAUCGGCAUGAAGUUGGUUAAGCCCACUGAGGACAUGGCGAAGCAACACUACAUCGAUCUGAAGGCCAAACCUUUUUACGCCAGUCUCUGCAAGUUCACUUCCGCUGGUCCCUUUGUGGCUAUGUGCUGGGAAGGACAGAGUAUUGUGAAGGUUAGCCGGGAUAUGCUCGGGGAAACAAACCCAGCCGAUUCUAAACCAGGAACCAUCCGCGGGGAUCUGUGUGUCCAAGUGGGAAGGAACAUCAUCCAUGGCAGUGACUCCCUGGAAACAGCUAAGAAGGAAGUGUCUCUGUGGUUCAAGCCUGAGGAGCUGAUUGAUUGGAAGUCGUGUAUGGAAAGCUUCCUGUAUGAGUGAGGGACAUCAGCAGUGAGAGUGCUGUGAGCGACAGGCUCCAUGCGGAACUCCCAUCCACCUCCCACAUCUCCCUCUGUGUCCCAACCACAAUAAAAGCUGCCUGAGAAAUCA
This is a messenger RNA of Carcharodon carcharias (great white shark), 664 nucleotides long. Its product is annotated as nucleoside diphosphate kinase A-like. The transcript has 5 exons. Bases 104 to 553 code for a protein of 149 amino acids. Gene Ontology annotation, biological process: CTP biosynthetic process; GTP biosynthetic process; UTP biosynthetic process. Lineage: Eukaryota; Metazoa; Chordata; Chondrichthyes; Lamniformes; Lamnidae. The record is from RefSeq and is a predicted model, not a curated record. Gene Ontology annotation, molecular function: nucleoside diphosphate kinase activity.